CCAUUUUCAAUGGGUGCCAUCCAUCAUUUACAACAGAGGGCAAAUUGAAAUUCAGGGAAGCAACACUUUAACCUUGAAUUUAUUAAAUAUUGGAAGGAUAAAGUUUGGUGUUUUCCUCUUUGACAAAGAUCUGUACAGAUUAUGUGUUCAAUUUCAACCAACAGAGCGAUGAAUCUCUUGUCUAAUUGUGUAAAAAUACAGAACUCUGUGAGCCACGGCGCCCAAUCCAAUCAAACCCACAUGAACUCUCGUCUCAAUGGCUCUGCUCGUCUCAUGCUAGUCUCAGAUCUUGAUUACACCAUGGUGGAUCAUGAUGAGCCUGAAAAUCUGUCACUUCUGAGGUUCAACGCGCUGUGGGAAGCAAAUUACCGCCAUGAUUCUCUGCUGGUAUUUUCAACCGGAAGAUCACCAAUCACUUACAAACCAUUGAGGAAUGAGAAACCCUUGCUAACGCCUGAUAUAACAAUCAUGUCUGUGGGAACUGAGAUUAUGUAUGGUUAUGGUGAGGCUAUGGUUCCUGAUGAUGGGUGGAAGCAACAUCUGAAUCACAAGUGGGAUAGAGACAUUGUUGUUGAGGAAACUAAUAAAUUUCCUCAACUUACUCCUCAGGAAGAGGGAGAGCAACGACCUCACAAGGUUAGCUUUUAUGUAGAGAAGGUUGUGGCAUCGGAGAUAAUGAAUGUUUUAUCACAACGGUUGGAGAAACGUGGGUUAGAUGUAAAGAUAAUUUAUAGCAGUGGGAUUGCUUUGGAUGUUUUACCAAAAGGGGCGGGCAAAGGGCAAGCUCUUGCAUAUUUGUUGAAGAAAUUCAAACUUGAGGGGAAGCUUCCCUACAACACUCUGGUUUGUGGUGACUCUGGAAAUGAUGCCGAACUUUUCAGUCUUCCUGAAGUGUAUGGUGUGAUGGUCAGUAAUGCAAAAGAAGAAUUGUUGCAGUGGUAUGCAGAAAAUGCACACAGAAAUCCCAAUAUACUUCAUGCAACAGAGAGAUGUGCAGCUGGGAUAAUACAAGCCAUUGGAAAUUUUCAUCUGGGUCCAAAUGUAUCUCCAAGAGAUAUCAAAGAUUUCCAAAAGUGCAAAGUGAAGAAUUUUAGUCCUGCACAUGAGGUUGUAAAGUUCUAUUUGUUUUAUGAGAGAUGGCGGCGUGCAAAAGUGGAGAAAUCUGAGCAGUAUUUUCAAAACUUUAAAUCGGUCUUUCACCCAUUGGCUAUCUUUGUCCAUCCCUUGGGAGUUGAGCUACCUAUCCACCAGUGCAUGGAUGCAAUGGCAAAGUCGUAUGGGGAUAAGCAGGGAAAACAGUUUUGGACAUGGGUGGAUCGAUUAUCCUCAGCUCAAAUUGGCUCAGACACAUGGCUUGUGAAGUUUGAUAAGUGGGAAUUGAAUGAUGAUGAGCUCCAAUGCUCUCUGACUACAGUCCUGAUGAGUUCAAAGUCAGAGGUACCGGAUGCUUAUACUUGGCUGCACAUGCAUCAAACAUGGUUGGAUGGUGUAGAACUUAAAGAACCAGAAAGAUGGGUAUUCUAGGUUCCUAAUGAGGUGGGGCUCUGAUUCCAUAUUGCUUACACAUUCUAUACUGCAUGCUGUUUCUUAAAGAAUUCGGUAGCCCUUUCCACGUUUUCUGGUCAUGCAAAGACAAAUGCAACUUGCUAGGUCAAAGGAACAUGAUGAUUUAAGACUGAAGAUUAAUUUGGAUUGUAAGUCAAUUGCAAAAUCAUGAGUAGUGAGUACAUAGAUACACUAAGGUGCUCUCUUACAAAAUCUUAUGCAUUAAAUACUACAUUCAGUUGUGGUAAUUUAAUUCCCAAGCAAUUGAAGAACCCAGAAACUUAGAUGAAUGUUUGCCAGGAUUGUUAAGUAACCAGUAUCUUCCAGGGCCAUAGGUAGGAGAAGUGAGACAGCGAUUGGUUUUGUGCCCCUGCUAGAAAUUAGUAGAAACAUGCCUCAAGAUUACAUAUGGUAUAUUGAAUUGCAAAUGUUAGAAUUCUCUACUGGAAGGUGUAGAGUGGAAAAGAUAAGUCCGUUAUGAUUCAUGACUUCCGGGUUUGUGGUCAUGCUCACGGAUGGGGCAGCUAAUGAUGAAAGAACUUCACUCUUUGUUGGGCAAUAAUACUAUUAGGCUCUGGGAUACAUUCCAAUAACGCAUUUAAGGUGGAUAUUUUGUUAUUGUUUUUCCAUUGAUUUUUUUAUCUGUUUUUAUACAUCAUGUAGAAAAAUAGUGACUUUGAACAUAUCCUUGGUUUAUAUUUGCCUUGUAGUUCAAAUGAAAGAAAAAUAGUGAGCAUUUGGAGACAGGUAAUAUAUUCCAUUGCAUUAUAUGCAGAACUUGAAUGAUCAUCAUGCCUUUAUUUCCCUUCUUUUCCUUCUUGCCAUAUUGUUUAGAUCAAAGAUUUUGUACAAAACAAUCCCUUCAUGUGUUAUUAUGAUGUUAUCUUUUUUAUUUCUGUUGCAACUUUUUGCGUGGGAAAUUGAGACAAGAGGACACCCACCCCCCCCCCC
Messenger RNA from Prunus avium (sweet cherry), 2496 nucleotides. RefSeq names its product sucrose-phosphatase 2. NCBI's taxonomy places the organism in Eukaryota, Viridiplantae, Streptophyta, Magnoliopsida, Rosales, Rosaceae. Gene Ontology annotation, biological process: sucrose biosynthetic process. Gene Ontology annotation, molecular function: sucrose-phosphate phosphatase activity; magnesium ion binding. The record is from RefSeq and is a predicted model, not a curated record.